Molecule: messenger RNA, 1635 nt
Organism: Capsicum annuum
Lineage: Eukaryota; Viridiplantae; Streptophyta; Magnoliopsida; Solanales; Solanaceae
Product: histidine protein methyltransferase 1 homolog
Exons: 8
Coding region: 335-1384 (349 amino acids)
Source: RefSeq, a predicted model, not a curated record
AUUUAUUUAUUUAUAGCUUAAUGGUAUAUUCCCUGAAAUUGCCGUAUUAGUAUUUUUUUUUUUCCUUUAUUUGAUUCAUAUAUUUUAACAGAACUGUGAUCUUUGAUUAUUCAGAUUUUUUUUCUUCAUUCAGAUUAUUCUUGAAAUUCACUGUGGUAUGUUUCCAUUUCUCUUAAUCGGCAUUUACUUUUUUUUUUUUUGCUUGCUGAUUUUGAUGUUGUUUGGGAUUUUGGGUCUUGGGUUUCUUGCUUUUUUGGGUUUGGUAGUUGCUUCAAAAUCUACGAGCUAAUGGUUCUCUCUUCAGCGAGUUUAAUUAAACCGAGUAUUGUUUAUAAUGCGUACACGAUCACUUCUUGCUCAAUGCUUGCCUGGUUUCAUAGCUCAAGACCGAGGGUGUCACAUGUCAGUCAUAUCCGACAAAGAUGUCCAUCUUCCCUCACCGGCUGUAGAGAUAGUUCCAUCAAAGGCCACUCAUCCCUACAAAUAUGUUAGCGAGACUGCAGAUUUGCAAGGAAUCGAUGUCUUCAAGGGUAGAGUCAGUGUCGCCGAUAUAAUUGGAUUCGCUGGUUCAGAAACAACAUCCUCAAAGUCAGAUGGACAUUUGAAAUCUUGGGACACCUCAAUUGAUCUUGUUAAUGUUCUCAAGCAUGAAAUUCGGGAUGGACAAUUAAGCUUAAGAGGCAAAAGGAUACUUGAGCUUGGUUGCAGUUAUGGGCUUCCUGGAAUUUUCGCUUGUUUGAAGGGAGCUUCAACGGUGCAUUUUCAAGACCUCAGUGCAGAAACUAUAAGAUGCACCACCAUUCCUAAUGUUUUAGCAAACCUUGAGCAAGCCCGUGAUAGGCAGAGCCGCCAACCUGAGAGCCCUUUGACUCCUUCAAGACAAAUUCUUGCUCCAGUGGUGCAAUUCUAUGCUGGGGAGUGGGAGGAACUCCCCACAGUCUUAUCUGUGGUGAGGAUUGAUAUAUCUGAGGUACCAACAGGAAAGAGCCUUAGCUUGUCAGAGGAGGAUUUCAUGGAUGGUUGUAGUAGCCAAGACGGGAGCAUACUGGGGCUGGAGUCUUCCUUAAGGAGAUCUAGGAAGCUCUCAGGAAGCAGAGCAUGGGAGAGGGCUAAUGAUGCAGACACUGGCGAAGGUGGGUAUGAUGUAAUUUUAAUAACUGAACUUCCCUACUCAGUGUCCUCCCUCAAGAAGCUAUAUGGGCUUAUAAAAAAGUGUCUGAGGCCUCCCUAUGGAGUAAUAUACCUUGCCGCGAAGAGGAAUUAUGUGAGCUUUAACAGUGCAGCACGGCAUUUGAGAAGUGUGGUCGACGAGGAAGGUGUUUUUGGUGCCCAUUUAGUGAAAGAGCUAACAGACAGAGAGAUUUGGAAAUUCUUUUUCAAAUAAAGGACCGUCAACUUCACUACCAGUGCAUUUCCUCAGCAGCCUAAAUUUUAUUUGUCUAAUGUUUAUUUUUACGCACUAUGUUACUUACGAUAGUCAAGUUAUCUGUGGAUUCGAGUCCUGCUGGUCUACCUAUGUGUAGUUAAUUUUGCUUGUGGACCUUCUUUUCUUCCUUAUUUUGAAGGUGUAAAUUAAAUGUACAUUAUAUCUUGGUUGUUUGUACAUGGGUGUAAUGAUCCUGCAUUUUGGUUUUA